AUGGCGGCUUCAAUCCAACACUUAUCCCUGAAUGCCAUAUUCAAGGGCAUCCAGCGUGAUGACCAAAAUGUGCCCGUUCAUCAAUUCCUCGGUAUAAAAUACGCCAGUAUCCCGGCACGGUUCGAGAAGGCUGAGCCUAUGCGCGGGUUCAAUGGGGCUAUUGUUGAUGCCUCGAAAUAUGGUCCGAUAUGUCCUCAACCGGAUGUAGAUGUCCGCCAUCUCCUCCGUAUUCCGGAGGACUUCGUCAUUGCCCCCGAGGCAGAGGAUGAAUUCGAAUGCCUAAAUCUAGAGGUUACAUGUCCUCCCAAGUCUUCUACAGCAGGCCCACUUCCUGUUCUUAUCUGGAUACAUGGCGGCUCUCAGAUCGUCACACUCUGCUCUGCUGCCUCCAAGGUUUGUGACCCGACCAAGAUUGUCGCAGAUUCUAUCAAGGCAGGCAAACCUAUCAUCUUUGUGUCCAUCAAUUACCGCCUAAAUAUCUUCAGUUUUGGAGAUGGCAAAGAGAAGAAUUUGGCUUUGAAGGAUCAGCGUCUCGGUAUCGACUGGGUGCGACGGAAUAUCGCUGGUUUCGGGGGUGAUCCUGAAAAUAUCACCUUGUCGGGCGAAAGCGCUGGUGCUAUCUACACCCAUGCCCACCUUAUCACCGGCCCUCCUGUGAAAAGGGCCGUUAUGGCAUCUGGAUCUCUUUAUUUGUCCUCGCCGCUACCGGCUGAAAAGGGAGAUGGCCUUAUCAAAGGGUUAGAAGCGAAGGUCCAAGAGCUUGGCCAAUCUUCCCUGCGCGAAUCCUCCGUUACCGUACUGGUCCAAGCAAUGCGAGAGUGCAACGUAAAUACAAUGUGGAUCCAAGAGGAGGCUGAACUAUCAGAUUGGGAAACCAAACCUGAGCAGGUUGAGGAAGUAAUGAUUGGUGAUGUUGAGUACGAGUCUGCUAUUUGGCGAAACGGCGUCGAGCUUCUCGACGGAGAAACGAUCGCAGCUGCAUUCGACAAUGACAAGCAAUGGGGCACCGGGCUUCGAAAAAUGUACCAAAUUGUUGGUGAUCGCCCAACCGCUGCGAAGCUGGGAGCUCUAGAUCUCGUCAAUGAUGUUCGGUAUACUCUUCCUGUCGAGGUCAUUACCGACAAGUUACUCGCGGCGAACAAGCGUGUCUUCCGAUAUGUGAUCGACCAGUCUAAUCCCUGGCAACCUUCCAGUCGUGCACAUCAUGCCGUUGAUCUGUUGUUUCUCUUCGAUGGCGUUGAUCUAUCCUUCAAUCCUGCGGCUAGCGCUGUUGGAAAGGAGAUGCGGCAGCGUUGGAUUCAGUUUGUCAAUGGUGAUGGACCUUGGUCUACCGAUGCAAGGUUUGCUUUUGGACCUCUGGGUGAGUGCAAGGAGAUUGAUGAAUCGCAGUUCGCUGCCCGUCGAAGAGUUGAGCAUUGCAAGGUGCUCAAGGAAGCAGGAAUUGGCACGUAUAUGCCUAUUGUCUUUGCUUUGACUGCGGGGAGAAUUAGUUUGUUAAAUUAG
Messenger RNA from Penicillium verrucosum, 1503 nucleotides. RefSeq lists its product as uncharacterized. The record is from RefSeq and is a predicted model, not a curated record. NCBI's taxonomy places the organism in Eukaryota, Fungi, Ascomycota, Eurotiomycetes, Eurotiales, Aspergillaceae. The transcript is spliced from 4 exons. The coding region runs from base 1 to 1503 and encodes 500 amino acids.